This is a messenger RNA of Physcomitrium patens, 998 nucleotides long. RefSeq lists its product as uncharacterized. Lineage: Eukaryota; Viridiplantae; Streptophyta; Bryopsida; Funariales; Funariaceae. The record is from RefSeq and is a predicted model, not a curated record.
CGCUCUGUUUUGGCGAUGGUCCACGGGCGUCGUCGUCGUCGAUGUCGUCACUACUAAUUCAGUACACUCUGCUGCCGGCCUUUCAAUUGCACGUCUUCUUCUUCCCCUUGUGUCGCAAUCGCCGCCAUGAGAGCACAAAGCCAACGGAGAGCGAGCACCUCGACGUCAAACUCGCGCUUCUGACGGUUCUUCCGCACGCCUCCGUCUCCGAUUCACGGUGCGUGGAUUUGUGAAGGAGAGUUAGAUUGGUGUUGUCAUCAUGGUGUACUACUUCAAGGCACGUCCCGAAUGCGGGGACUAUGUUAUUUACAUGGGCCUCGACAAGCACGAGAACGAGGACCUUAUCAAGUAUGGCCUACCGGAGGAUAUCUGGUUCCAUGUGGAUAAGCUGUCAUCUGCUCAUGUCUACCUGAGAAUGCACAAGGGCCAAACUAUGGAGAUGAUCAGCCCUGAGCUUUUAGAAGAUUGUGCUCAGCUCGUGAAGGCCAACUCCAUCCAAGGUAAUAAACUCAACAACUUGGAUGUUGUUUACACACCGUGGUAUAAUCUGAGGAAGACUCAAAGCAUGGACGUUGGCCAAGUUGGCUUUCAUAACUCCAAGCUUGUGCGUACAGUCAAGGUUGAGACACGCAAGAAUGAAAUUGUGAAUCGGUUGAACAAGACUAAAACCGAGCAGACUCCUGACUUGAAAGCUGAAAGGGAAGCCUACAACGCUGCAGAGAGAAAUGAACGGAAGGCACAUAUCAAGGAGAAGAAACGGCGAGAAGAAAUAGAGCGGUUGGAAAAGGAGAAGCAGGCAGAACUUCGGAGCUACACAAGGCUCAUGGUUCAGGAGAAGAUGACAUCUAAUAAGGAUAUUGCUGCCAAGGGAAAAUCCCUGGCGGAAUUGGAAGAGGAUUUUAUGUGACAUCUGUUCAUUGUUCUAUGUAGUUAAUACUAUUGUGAUGAUGCAGCCUGUCCUGUUUCAAUUUCAAAUGGCAUGUUGUUCUCUUCUUGCA